Molecule: messenger RNA, 1742 nt
Organism: Coccinella septempunctata (seven-spotted ladybird)
Lineage: Eukaryota; Metazoa; Arthropoda; Insecta; Coleoptera; Coccinellidae
Product: protein trapped in endoderm-1-like
Exons: 5
Coding region: 501-1532 (343 amino acids)
Biological process (GO): G protein-coupled receptor signaling pathway
Cellular component (GO): membrane
Molecular function (GO): G protein-coupled receptor activity
Source: RefSeq, a predicted model, not a curated record
UAGCAUUGUCGUUUCAUAGGGCUAGGUGGAAUGGUCCAGGCCUCCAGGCAAGCUCUCUUUGUAUUUCAUCUCACGAUAAAUCGAAUAAAGUACAUGGGAUGAAUGGAUUUACUGUCAAAGAGAACGUUCGAAAGUUGGAAGGAAUAUUGCCUCAAAAGAAACUACACAGAUGCAGUAUGCAGUUGCAAUCUACAACCGCGAGAAAUAUCUUCAAAUCGACCACUGGAGCGAUUUCUUUGAAUGAGUGUUUUUUGUUGAUGUUUUGAAUAAUACGAAGAACAUUACGGAUCGCAUCUGAGUAUUUAUUAACGUAUGGUACUGACUCAUCGGCAAGAUAGGUGCAUUUAGUCACUUUAUUUACUAAAUGAAUUUGUUUUGAUCAAUACUUAUCAUGGGAAUCUUUUUUAUCGUGCCUGUCAUAAAUGGGACCUAUAAACCUCUAGUUAACAGUGUUUUUUAAAUUCAUUCGAGAAUGAUGGUAUAAUCGCGAAAAAUCAAGCAUGUUCAAUGUUACUGACGACAUAACUGUUAUCAAGUAUCCCAAAUUUGCUACAGUGGUUGCCUCAAUUUGCUCCAUUCUUUUUUGUGUUGUUGGUGUUAUAGGAAACUCUGUCACCAUAUUGGCUUUAUGCAGAUGUCCCAAACUAAGGUCGCAUGCAACCACUGCAUUCGUAUUAUCAUUAUGCAUAUCGGAUUUACUGUUUUGUUCUGUAAAUCUUCCACUUACAACAGUUAGGUAUAUCAAUGAAGAAUGGACACUUGGAGAUGCUCUCUGCAAACUAUUUCCAGUUUUGUUUUAUGGGAAUGUUGCUGUAUCGCUUCUUAACAUGGUGGCUAUCACUUUAAGCAGAUACAUUCUUAUAGCUUAUUCUAAAUACUAUGAGCAACUGUAUUCCAAGACUGCAAUAUGGGUUCAAAUUAUAGCUGUUUGGGGAAUUGCAAUCCUUAUAAUGUUACCUCCUUCAUUGGAAAUUUGGGGUAGGUUGGGACUGAACCCUUCGACUUUUUCGUGUACAAUUCUAGAAAAGGAUGGAAGUUCACCAAAGAAAGUACUAUUCCUCAUUGGUUUCGUUCUGCCUUGCGUAGUUAUAAUAAUUUCUUAUUCUUGUAUAUAUUGGAAAGUUAGAAUGUCGAGAUUAAAUUUGUUGAAGCACCAGUCCGUAAAUAAAAAAGACAGGAUGACUCAGAAGAGAGAAAAAGAUGAUAAUAGACUGACGAAGCUAAUGCUUAUAAUAUUUGUUUGUUUCUUGUGCUGUUUUUUACCACUUAUGAUGAUGAACGUAUUUGAUGAUGAUGUUGCUUACCCGUCGCUCCACGUUUUGGCAUCAAUUCUGGCUUGGGCAUCAAGCGUCGUCAACCCUUUCAUUUACGCAGCAAGCAACCGUCAGUAUCGAUCGGCUUAUUCUAAACUGUUUCGUAUAUUUCAAUCUGUCGUCACCGUCUCAAAGCCAGGUUCAGGAUCUACAGAUUUCAGGGCGAUUGAAAAAAAUGGGCAGCAGUGUACUUCGAAAGCUAAUCUAGACCUUAGUUGAAACCUUAGAGUAACAGUUGUUACCCUUUGUUGAAACGUUCCGAAGGCCAUUUUUUUAUAUUUCAUGAGUUAAUACUCAAUGGCACGUUAAUCAAAUAAUAGAAUCUACUUCUUUAUACGUAUUAGAGACCAUAACGUUCGUGAUGAACGCAAACAUAUAUUUUUCAAUGUAGAACUUUUCCCAAAAAAUGAAUAAAGAAUAUGAAUAUUA